GGCGUUAAGUCAAUGCAGGGAUCCUUUCUUGCCGUCGAUUCUUCGCAUCGGUUGUCCGCAAUGGCAGCGAACAACUAUUUCGGUUUCGCCGCAGGAAAUGCACAGUAUGGUGCUGCCGGCACCUACCCAGCCGCCGCCAGCCAGACAGGCUACACCAUGCAGCACGCUGCUGCAGCGGCAGCCACUCCCCAGCAGUUUGGUGCACGUGCAGCUCCCACGUACAGUGCCUACGACACCCACAAUGCGGCUGCAGCCGCAGCUGCAACUGCAGCCGCCGCUGCCUUUCACUAUGCCCCAAGGCAGCAGGCAACAUAUGAGAAGAGCAGCCAGGGGGGCUACUACGGCCAGGGCCAAGUGAGCACGGCGUACGGCAACGCGGCUGCCACCACUGGCGCAGCCGAGAGCGUGAGCUCUAGCUACGCGGCCCAACCAACAGCCAAGAGCAGCUUUGCCUCGGCCUACAGGGCACCUCCCUCGGGUCCCAAGAGCAACGCUGGCCAAGCACCACAGCAGCAGCAGCAAGGCAGCGGGGGCAGCGGUGCAUCUGCUGCCACGUAUCUCUAUUCUUCUGGCUACUCGAGUUCCUACGGAGGCGUGCAAAACUCUGGCUAUCAUGGAAACCAGAACAGCAGUGGGGGUGGUGGUGGUGGUGGAGCCAAAAUGUCGUGGAACAGCGGCAAUGUCGGCACUGGUGGUGGGGCUGGCGGUGGGGGGGGUGGUGGUGCCAUGGGCUCUGGAGGCCCCGGACCCUACAAGCGGCCCGGUCCCUUCCAGAACAAAAUCAACAAGCCCAAGCCGCCGCCAAAGCCCCCGCAGUUGCACUACUGUGAGGUGUGCAAGAUAUCUUGUGCGGGCCCCCAGACCUACAAGGAGCACUUGGAAGGUCAGAAGCACAAGAAGAAAGAGGCAGCGCUCAAGAGCAAUGGGACGGCAGGAACACCGCCACUGCCUCGGGGAGGCACAGCCCUACGUUGCGAGCUCUGUGAUGUGACAUGCACUGGCUCGGAUGCCUAUGCCGCUCACAUUCGGGGUGCCAAGCACCAAAAGGUGGUGAAGCUGCACACAAAGUUGGGCAAGCCGAUUCCUUCAACAGAGCCUGUUGUGAUAGCCGCGACAGGUACCACCACCACAACAAAACCAUCUACGACAGCCACUACCACCACCACUGCUUCAUCACAGGGUGCUGCGGACAGCGCUGCAAAGGCAGCUGUGGAAUCUGAAAGGGCAGCUGCAGUGGAGGAGAGUUCUCUAGAUGCUCUCAAGGACGACAAGGGCGCAGAGCCUGUUGGUCAGGACUACAUUGAGGAGAUGCGCAAUGACGAAGGCAAGGUGAUCAGCUUCCAGUGCAAGUUGUGCGAGUGCCGUUUCAAUGACCCCAAUGCCAAGGAAAUGCACAUGAAAGGUCGUCGGCAUCGCCUCCAAUACAAGAAAAAAGUGAACCCUGACCUUGUUGUCGACAUAAAGCCAAGCCUUCGUCAGCGGAAGUUGCAAGAGGAGCGCUUUCGACGACAACUGAAGGAGGACUUCUGGAAACAUGAGGAGGAUCGGUGGAGAGCAGAGAUGAGGAUGGUGGAAGAGGAGGAGCGGCUGUACUGGGAGGAGCGGCGGCGCUAUGAAGACGAAAUGGACCGCUGCCGUUUCUUUGGUCGAGGCCCAGGACCCAUGGGGCCCAUGCCACCGUGGGGACCGCCCAUGAUGGGGCCCCCAGGACCCAUGCCAAUGCCUCGCCGCCCAGACUCUGUGGAUGAUCGCCACGUGAUGGCUAAGCACUCCAUGAUCUACCCCAAGGAGGAGGACCUCGGACAGGUUCAACGCAUGGUCACAAACACAGAGAAGGCUCUGAAGUUGGUUUCAGACUCCCUUGCCGAGGCAGCUGAGCCGAAGCCUGAGGCCGAAAAGCCAGCUGAUGAUGCCAAGAAGACCGAAGAAGGGAAGAAGGAAGAGCAACCGCAGCGCCUGCUGAAAGGUGUCAUGCGUGUCGGCGUGUUGGCCAAGGGCCUUUUGCUGGCAGGGGACCUGACUGUGGGCCUGGUAGUCAUGUGCUCCGAGAAGCCUGGCCGCACUCUGCUUGCACGCGUGGCUGCUUUGCUGCCCAAGCAUCUUGCUACCGUUUCCCCUGAUGACAAGUAUGAGGUGCGUGCCAGCCCUCAGGACGCCGCUGUGUCGGUGACAAACAAUUCUGAUACCAAGGUUACAGUUUGGGUAACCCUCACAUCGCCUGUUGUGCGGGAUGGAGAAGCCAGUAACGCCAGUGUAAAAGACCCGCCGGAUGUUCUGGACAGGCAGAAAUGCCUGGAUGCUCUAGCCGCCUUGCGCCAUGCCAAGUGGUUCCAGGCUAGGGCAAGUGGUCUGCAGUCAUGUGUCAUGGUCAUCCGAAUCCUGAGGGACCUCUGUAACCGUGUGCCCACAUGGAGCACUCUCAACUCUUGGGCCCUAGAGCUUCUGGUGGAGAAAGUACUGAGCACUGCCAGCCAGCCAUUGGCACCCGGUGAUGCGCUACGACGUGUCCUGGAAGCUGUGGCCGGCGGCAUUCUGCUACCUGGGAGCCCUGGAUUGGUGGACCCCUGCGAACGAGAGCCCGUGGACGCCCUGGCUGGGCUCACUGACCAAGCCCGAGAGGACAUAACUGCUAGUGCACAGCAUGCCCUGCGCCUGGUAGCCUUCCGCCAGAUUCACAAAGUUCUGGGCAUGGAUCCCCUUCCGCCACCCAAGUUUGCCCGAAACCUGCUGAACCGCAAGCGCAGGCGUGAUGGCGAAGCUGCUGACCAUGAAGGUGAGCCCCUCCACAAAAUGUUGGUCUAUUGCAUACCUGCCAACUCUCCCGAAUUGUCCAGGAGCCUCCCGAAUUGUUCUCACAUCUCCCGAUUGUACGGACGCGGCCUCAAAUCUCCCGAAAAAUAGCCGCCACAGCACCGA
Messenger RNA from Dermacentor silvarum, 2916 nucleotides. It is a transcript of the gene Zn72D, whose product is annotated as zinc finger RNA-binding protein-like. Bases 13 to 2901 code for a protein of 962 amino acids. The record is from RefSeq and is a predicted model, not a curated record. Gene Ontology annotation, cellular component: precatalytic spliceosome. Lineage: Eukaryota; Metazoa; Arthropoda; Arachnida; Ixodida; Ixodidae. Gene Ontology annotation, molecular function: zinc ion binding; double-stranded RNA binding; single-stranded RNA binding. The transcript has 16 exons.